GGUGAUGCUGGUAAUGAUGAUACAAACAAAAGUCAUUCUUUUAGCUUUUCUCUGAAUUAGGGCCCCCAAUUUUCUCUCACUGCCAUGCAUUCUAAUUUUGAGCUUCUUCUUUAUCUGUCACAAUAUAGACUCUGCUUCUUCCGCUUUUGUUUAUCUAAGGAAACAAAACAGAGGUUCUUUAUAUAAGAGAACGUCAGAAAAUCUUGUGUAGAGUGAGAGAUGAGAUGGGGAACCACAAGUUCAGAAUUUCCGAAAUGAUCCCAAAUGCAUGGUUUCACAAGCUCAAAGACAUGACCAAACAGUCUAAACCCAAAACCAAACCUUUUUCUUCUUCUUCCUCAAACAUUUAUAACAAGAAGAAACCCUCCUCAGAUUCUCUUCUUCAUCAGUCUUCAACCUCUCAUUUCUCCAACAGAUUCGUAGCUGACAAUCCUCACCAUAACUCACCAAGAAACUCUCUUCACACAAAAAGGAUGAGUAAGAGAAAGACACUUUACAAGCCAUCCGUUAAACCAAUCACUCCUUUUGCAUCUGAAGGUUUUAACAAGAGCAAUUUCAACGGUCAAGAUUCCUCUCACUGCUUGUUUCCAGCUCUUGAAAGCUCCCCUGAGUCUUUUUUGUAUAGUUUCUACGAGGAGGAGGAUGUUGAGUUCGUUAAUUCUUCCAACCUUAAGAUCGACUCAAAGAACAAAGCUUUCACCAAGCACAAGGUCAAAGAGUCUGAUUCGAUAGAGAAAGCUUGCCCUGCAAGUAACCCAGCUAAGAAGCCGCUAAAAAGCCAUCUUUCUGUGAAGAUUAGGCAAGAGUUAGAAGAAGAUGAUGAUGAAUGCAGAGCAGAGAGGAAAUACCAAAAGAAAAUUUCUAGUGGAAGAAAAUCAUCUGCAGGGAUAAACCUCAAAAAGGUAAAUUCUCCAAGAAUUCAACUCUCAGGUACGCGUCGAAGCACUUCCAGAUCAGAGAGCAAACAAGUUGUGCUUGAAAGUUUCGCAGUGAUGAAGAGUUCUGUUGAUCCAAAGAAAGAUUUCAGAGAAUCAAUGGUGGAGAUGAUAGAAGAGAACAACAUCAGAGCUUCAAAAGACUUGGAGGAUCUUCUUGCUUGUUACCUUACCUUGAAUCCAAAGGAGUAUCAUGAUCUAAUCAUCCAGGUUUUCGAACAAAUCUGGCGUCAACUCACAAAAACUAAGUAAACAAACCCUCUUACUAUCAGUUAACUUCUGGUGAAAAUAGUAUCAUAUCUUGUGAAAUUGUAGUUGUUCUUGAUGUUCAUAAGAAGUUAGUUGGAACUGUAGAAAUUCUCUCAGUUUUAUGCUUUUUUUUUCUUUAUUUCUCUCUUUAUCAGUGGAACCAAUUAAUAAAAAGUUGUGAUCAUAUUGUCGUUA
Messenger RNA from Eutrema salsugineum, 1379 nucleotides. Its product is annotated as transcription repressor OFP2. Lineage: Eukaryota; Viridiplantae; Streptophyta; Magnoliopsida; Brassicales; Brassicaceae. Gene Ontology annotation, biological process: negative regulation of DNA-templated transcription. The transcript has a single exon. The record is from RefSeq and is a predicted model, not a curated record. Gene Ontology annotation, molecular function: DNA binding. Bases 225 to 1187 code for a protein of 320 amino acids.